Messenger RNA from Nasonia vitripennis (jewel wasp), 2796 nucleotides. Its product is annotated as pre-mRNA-splicing factor CWC22 homolog. The record is from RefSeq and is a predicted model, not a curated record. The transcript has 5 exons. Lineage: Eukaryota; Metazoa; Arthropoda; Insecta; Hymenoptera; Pteromalidae. Bases 312 to 2165 code for a protein of 617 amino acids.
UGCGGAAAGAUUUCUGUGAUCUGUGCGAUUAGUAGCUGUGUGUAGUGUAGCGCACAUGUUCACAGACGCUUCUACAUCAAACCACGCGCAGUGCCUGCACUGCCUGUUGCCUGAACAGCGACGAUGAGAAGCAACUGCUCUCUACUGGACCUUUGACUGGCAGUACACUCGGGGCCAGAUUCAGGAGUACCGUCCUGGGCGUCCAGCAACUGACUGCCUCGCAGGACACAAAUGCGGAGCAGCGGUUGUCAUGAGAUAAUAAGAAAAACUUUAUCUGCCUGAAAAGACUGCAUUAUACAUAAGACUCAAAAAUGAGCGAUGAAGAAGAUUGGGAUGCAGAGAUUGCUGCACCUGCGUCGACCCCAUCUAAGGCCACACCACCGCAACAAGACAGCUCCACACCAACAACACCUUAUCAAACUUUAAAAAUCACAGAUGGCUAUAAGUACAGUUACGAGGCCAAUGCCAGUCCAGCUAACAUUGAACAAGACUGGAAAGAUCCACCCUCUUAUGGAGGGUAUGGAGGGUCUAGACGUAAUGGAUACUCCCAAAGUCCAGGACCUAUAAGGCAUGAAAGAUUUAGUGACAAUAAAAGAUUUGACCCAACAAGGCGUACUAGUAGAUUUUCAAAUAGAUCUGUGCCAGAUGUGCCUGUCACUGAUUGGGAUGCUCCAGAUACUUCAGCGAACCAAAUGAAUGGUUCAUGGAAAUCAAAUGUUGCUCCCCCAAUGAAUACAACAACAGAGGCAGAAGAUUGGGAUCAGCCAUCAACGUCUACUCCUAGGGUUUCUAAGUCUGCCCCUAGAACAUUUGACGUGCCUACCUUUAAUCAGAAUAACUCGCAUAACAAUUCUGCCAGUAAAGCAGCAGUCGAAGAAGAUUGGGAUGAUGAACCAUCGGGAUCAGCACCUAAUACUGCAGUAGUAGAUAUUCCCACGUUCAAUCCAAACAGUUCAAGUAAUACACCUUUGUAUUCUGAAAAGCCAAGUACGCCUCUUUAUUCUGAGAAGCCACAUACACCGUUGUAUUCUGAAAAGCCACAUACACCACUGUAUUCCGACAAGCCAAGUACACCUCUAUAUUCUGAAAAGCCAAGUACACCCCUGUAUUCUGAAAAGCCACAUACACCUCUGUAUUCUGAAAAGUCACAUACACCUGCAAACAAUGUUAAUGAUGAAGAAGAUUGGGAUGAGCCAUCUGGAUCAGCUGCAAAGACCCAACCUGUAGUAGAUAUUCCAAUCUUUAAACCAAGUGAUUCAAAUAUUACAGUACGAGACCCGAAACCAAGUGAUUCAAAUACUACAGUACGAGACCCGAAACAGAAUAUUUCUACUAAUACUAAUAAUGAUGAAGACUGGGAUGCUGAUCCAUCAGGUCAACCAUCGAAUACUUCUAAUGGAUUUGCAAUGAAUUCAAAUGGAAUUGACAUUCCAAUUUUCAAUCCAGACACAAGUGCUGGUGGACAGCCAUAUUCUAAUAGUCCAGUGAACCAAAGAUAUGAAAAUAGCUCUCAUUCAAAUAAAUUACCAUUAAAAAGAGGUUUUGGUGAUGAUGACGAUCGUUUUAGUCGCGAUCGAGAUCAGGAUCGAGAUCCAUUUACUCGAUAUCCUCGAGAAAACAACAGGCAUGCUCCUUAUGAAAGAGGUGGCAGAGGCAGUAGAUUUAACAGAGGUGACCGAGGUGGCAGAGGUGGUAGAGAUGAUCGAGGUGGCAGAGGCGGUAGAUUUAACAGAGAUGAUCGAGGUGGCAGAGAUGACAGAGGUGACAGAGGUGACAGAGGUGACAGAGACGACCGAGGUGGUAGAGGCGGUAGAGGCGGCAGAGGUGGCAGAGGUGGCAGAGGUGGAAGAGAUGGUUACUUUAACUCACGCGAUAACUCCAGAGAUAGGGGGGAUAGAGGAGAUAGAUCCUUUAAACGAAAUUCUUUUGGCAGAAAAGAAAACAAUGACAAGCCCUCGUUUUUGCCAGCUGACUUUGGUACUCCUUUCAACCAAUCUGCUAAUGCACAACCAGAAGAAGACUGGGAUUCGCCAAGUGGUUUAAAGACACUACCACCAAAUCCAAUAAAUACAGAAUCUGAUGUUGCACCACCAGGGGCCAUUCAAACUGUUCCUAUUGAUACACAACCAAUAGUAGCCAUAGCAAAUGAAGAAUCGUGGGACUAAACAUUAAAAUAAUGCUCAUGCAAGUGCCUAAAAUAUUGUGUGUAGAAAGUUUAAAUAACUGACAUACGCAAAGCCGUGUUAUAAAUUGAUCAAUGUUCAUAGUAUUUAUAUAAAGAUUUAAACAGAAAUUCUAUGUAUGACAGUUUUGGAAUAGUCUUUCAUCUCAUUCAAACAAAUAUAUGUUUAUUUCAGUGAUCAUUUUAUUACAGCGUGAAAAGUAUCAUUUUGUGUCAAAGUUUAUUGCUAUCUAAGUAUUUUGUUGAAUUUCUGUUGAACUCUUACGCUUAUUGCAUCAAUUUUUUAAUGGUGGUACUAUGAUUUGAUGAAUGACGAUUGUUAUAACUAUUCAAAUGUUAUAUUAAAAGAAAUCGAUAAAAAUAAGUAGAGAAUAUUUUUCUUAAGUGUUUAUAGAUGUAAGCUAUAUUUACAUAAUGUACCAAAAACAUUAUUUUUCCGGCUUUAUAAGAUAAAAACCUUGUCAUAUAGAAGUUUAUUAUAUAUGAUGAUGUAUAUUUUAUGAGGAAGACACUUAAUGCAAAAAUGAUAUUUUGAGGCUUUCCAAUGUUGGUUGUGCCUUUACAAGAAAAUUACUGUACAUUUAAACUGAAUAAUAAAAAGCUUUGGUUAUAAA